Molecule: messenger RNA, 1145 nt
Organism: Sinocyclocheilus rhinocerous
Lineage: Eukaryota; Metazoa; Chordata; Actinopteri; Cypriniformes; Cyprinidae
Product: solute carrier family 40 member 1-like
Exons: 2
Biological process (GO): iron ion transmembrane transport
Cellular component (GO): basolateral plasma membrane
Molecular function (GO): iron ion transmembrane transporter activity; peptide hormone binding
Source: RefSeq, a predicted model, not a curated record
UGGGUGGCCUACUACAACCAGUCCAUCUUCUUUGCUGGCAUGUCUCUGUCUUUCCUCUACAUGACCGUUCUGGGCUUCGACUGCAUCACCACAGGCUAUGCGUACACUCAGGGCCUGAACGGCUCCGUGCUCAGUCUCCUCAUGGGAGCUUCAGCUAUAUCUGGAAUCUGUGGAACGGUGGCAUUCACCUGGAUCAGAAAGAAGUGUGGCCUGAUCAGAACCGGCAUCAUCGCUGGAGUCGCCCAACUGUCUUGCCUCGUGCUCUGCGUAGCAUCUGUCUUUGCUCCUGGCAGCCCUUUCGAUCUCAGCGUCUCACCCUUCGACGAGGUCUUAAAGCAUCUGUUUGGAGACAGCGGCUCGCUGCGUGAGAGUCCUACUCUUGUUCCUACAAUUGAACCACAGAUCCAGAUUAACGCCACUGUUUUUGAGGAAGCCCCACAAGUAGAGUCCUACAUGUCCGUCAGUCUUCUUUUCGCCGGUGUCAUUGCUGCUAGAAUUGGUCUUUGGUCCUUUGAUUUGACCGUGACCCAGCUGAUCCAAGAGAAUGUGAUUGAAUCCGAGAGAGGCGUCAUCAACGGCGUCCAGAACUCCAUGAACUAUCUUCUUGAUCUCCUACACUUCAUCAUGGUCAUCCUUGCACCAAAUCCAGAGGCCUUCGGCCUUCUCGUGAUCAUCUCGGUUUCCUUUGUUGCGAUGGGACAUAUGAUGUAUUUCAGGUUUGCCUAUAAAAGCCUCCGGAGUAGACUCUUCCUGUUCUGUUCACCCGAGCAGAAGCCAGAUCCCAAUAUUCCCUCACUUCCCAACUCUGUAUAACUUUUAAAGAGACCGUAGGCCAAUUUCUGCUAGAGUAUGGCAUGCUGUGUUCUUCGAGAACCUCGCCAGGAACCCGUUCCAUCUGUUUUACUAACAUGCAUGCUUUUGCUGCUUGUGCAUUGAGUAUAUAGUUUUUGCCAUUAGCCAAAAUAACAAAGACGAGAAGGAGCUCUCCUUAGCAUAGCUUAGAAUAGAAAUAUGUCAAAAAAGCAUACAUUACUUCCCUCAAUCAUACAUUUUGUUCAAGGUGCUGUAAAAUUGCCUGAGAACUAAUCAUAGGGGGAAAGAACGGGAACUAUCCCAGACAGCAGACAGUUUCGGCCCAGAUCCGG